This is a messenger RNA of Coccinella septempunctata (seven-spotted ladybird), 861 nucleotides long. RefSeq lists its product as uncharacterized. The transcript is spliced from 3 exons. The record is from RefSeq and is a predicted model, not a curated record. Gene Ontology annotation, biological process: telomere maintenance via telomere lengthening; regulation of DNA-templated transcription. NCBI's taxonomy places the organism in Eukaryota, Metazoa, Arthropoda, Insecta, Coleoptera, Coccinellidae. The coding region runs from base 123 to 725 and encodes 200 amino acids. Gene Ontology annotation, molecular function: telomeric repeat DNA binding. Gene Ontology annotation, cellular component: shelterin complex.
AAAAUAUUUAGGUUAGUUGAGAAACAAAACAUCAACAAUCAACACUAACCAUACAUUCAAAACAGUGAAAACAAUAAUUUUCAGUGAUUACAUACCUUUCUAGAUGGAAUUAUUUUACCAAUAUGUCAGGCUAUCGUAAUCCUUAUACUGUGGAGGAAGAACGAAAAAUAUUACACUAUAUAAUUCGAAAAAAUGGUUUCUACAGAUUGAGAGGUCUACAGUUUUGGAAGGAACUCGAAAGAGAUGAACUUCCUAGUCGAACUUACCAAUCAUUGCAUGAAAGAUUCAGAAAAUACAUAAUUAACAAUAUUCGUAACCCUGCCUACGAUUUAUCAGUCGAAGAACAGAAGAAAUUGAAAAGAAUCUAUGAGGAAGGGGCUAAAGGUAAGAGAAUUCGAUCGAAAACCACCCAGAAACCAGUACCAACUACAAGAACAGAAGUCCAUGGAAAUUUAGCUAAAAAUUUUUUUGAUAUCUCUGAUUCUGAUGAUAGUGAUGAUUGUAUUGCCCAAAGAACUUCAAGAAGGAACGAGUCGCAUAUAAGAUCAAAAAAUGAUGUUUUAUCAACAGUGAGAAAUGAAGCACAGGAAGCAGAUGAAAGAAAGGUAGUAGAUCUUGAUAUGAAUCCUUCAGCCGAUACAAGAAUGCCAGAGAAUUCUGUUGUGGAAAUUGAUUCCUCUACUUCUUCAAGUGAAUCAGAAAUAUUCAAUUUGAUGGAUCAAUGAAAUUUCUGCUCAUGAAAAGAAGAUGAAGAAUUCUAAAUAUGUCCAGAUUUUGCUGAGAAUUUUCAUCUACCAAAGAAUUUUUGUUUUUAUUUUUAAUUCACUACAUGUUUUGUAUAAAUACACUUUUAUUUUUCGA